AUCACACAUCACACUCUCUCUCUCUCUCCCUUACCUGAUCAACAAAAUCAGAAAAAAAAGGGAUACGAAGAGGGAUUAGACCCUUUUGUAGCCAUGAAAAAAGUAUGUUCAAUCACAGUUUCUCUUACUCUAGCCUUAUUGCACCCUGUAUAGCAACUGAAAAAGCCUGUCAAUUGCCAAAGAAGGGUCUAUUUUGCCUAAUCUGACUCGAACUAAGUUUUCUUGGGAGUAGAGUUUCUCAUUCUGAUCAGUCCCUUUUUCCCUCUUAGGUAGAGCAAUGAAAUCCUCACAGAAAAAGCUGAACUGUCAAUUUUCUUUGAUUCAUUUGCAGAAUUCUUCCAAACUGUACCCGUAAUUUUUACCACUAUUGGAUCGUUUCCCAAUGGCAAAGGUACCCACUACUAGUCAGGACUAUGCCGUGGCCUGGCUUUCCUACCUCAAAGUCCUUAGCAAGUUUUGGUGAUGCCAAUUGCAUGGAGCAACUACUAGUCCAUUGUGCCAACGCAAUUGAAAGCAACGAUGCCACUCUAGCCCAACAAAUCCUGUGGGUCUUAAACAACAUUGCACCCCCAGACGGCGACUCAAAUCAACGACUUACUUGCGGGUUCCUCCGAGCUCUUAUUGCACGCGCAGCCAACAGUGGAAGUUGCAAAAUGCUAGCAGCUAUGGCAAAUGCUCAUAGCAAUCUUGCUAUGGACGUAUACAAAUUCUCAAUUAUUGAGCUUGCUAGCUUUGUGGACUUAACUCCUUGGCAUCGGUUUGGAUUCACAGCAGCCAAUGCAGCAAUUCUUGAUGCUGUUGAAGGGUACACAGCCAUUCACAUUGUUGAUUUAAGCAUGACACAUUGCAUGCAGAUUCCUACACUUGUUGAUGCUAUAGCUAGUCGUCACGAGGUCCCUCCUCUACUCAAGCUCACCGUAGUCACUUCCUUAGAAGACGUCCCGCCCAUCCUUGACCUUUCCUACGACGAAUUGGGUUCAAGGUUGGUUAAUUUCGCUAGGUCUAAGAAUGUUAUGAUGGAAUUUAGAGUGAUUCCUUCAAGUUAUAAAGAUGGGUUUGCCAACUUAAUCGAACAACUUCGGGUGCAAAAUUAUCUAUACGCAGAAAGCAAUGAGGCACUAGUUAUUAAUUGCCACAUGAUGCUUCAUUACAUUCCAGAAGAAACCCUUGUAGCAAUUCCCACUUCAAAUUCAAGCCUUUAUGCUUUUGAAUGUUCACCGAGUUCCUCUCUUCGAACCAUGUUUCUCAAAGCGCUUCGAAGUUUAGACCCCACCAUUGUUGUUGUAGUAGACGAAGAUGCAGAUUUUACAUCAAAUAAUUUGGUGUGUAGGUUGAGGUCAGCAUUUAAUUAUCUAUGGAUACCUUAUGAUACAAUGGACUCAUUUCUUCCGCGGGGGAGUAUGCAGAGGCUGUGGUAUGAAGCCGAUAUUUGCUGGAAAAUUGAGAAUGUGAUAGCACAUGAGGGCUUUCAGAGGGUAGAGAGGCUUGAGCCUAAAAGCCGGUGGGUGCAACGAAUGAGAAAUGCCAAUUUUCGCGGCAUUGCCUUUGGUGAGGAUGCGGUCUCGGAGGUUAAGACCAUGCUAGAUGAGCAUGCAGCUGGGUGGGGAUUGAAGAAGGAAGAAGAAGAUCUUGUGCUCACAUGGAAAGGACAUAAUGUUCUGUUUGCCACAGCUUGGGUGCUUGCUUGAACAUUUUCUUUUGACUUAAUUAGUUUGUAAUAUUUGUUCUUAAGUUAGCCUCUAAUUCUUCUUCUACUAGUUUUAAGAAUAGAUGAGAGCUUAUUGUUAUGAAGGCUUUUGUCAGGUUGCCAAUAAUUUGAUACAUUUUCAUUUAGAUAUGAUAACGAGUAACCUAAAAAACUCUGCUUCUCUUUUGUUCCCUUUGAAUUGUGAUUAUGCGUCAUUCAUUUUCGAGCGUUUCUAAUCUAAGAGAAGAUGGUGUGCAUUUGUGAUUAA
Molecule: messenger RNA, 1955 nt
Organism: Quercus robur (English oak)
Lineage: Eukaryota; Viridiplantae; Streptophyta; Magnoliopsida; Fagales; Fagaceae
Product: scarecrow-like protein 32
Exons: 2
Coding region: 414-1688 (424 amino acids)
Biological process (GO): regulation of DNA-templated transcription
Cellular component (GO): nucleus
Molecular function (GO): sequence-specific DNA binding; DNA-binding transcription factor activity
Source: RefSeq, a predicted model, not a curated record